Messenger RNA from Hemibagrus wyckioides, 1869 nucleotides. It is a transcript of the gene erich2, whose product is annotated as glutamate-rich 2. The transcript is spliced from 11 exons. Lineage: Eukaryota; Metazoa; Chordata; Actinopteri; Siluriformes; Bagridae. The record is from RefSeq and is a predicted model, not a curated record. Bases 205 to 1191 code for a protein of 328 amino acids.
AACGGCACGCUUGCAGGUGUAUGCUAAUUCCUUCAUGUCAUUAUAAGGUCACAACGAGCUAGCUAAUCAUAAAAAUUUAAGUUAAAUGAAAUUUUAGCCAUUAUUCGGCGACACGGAUGAACUCCUAAACCAACAGUACAGUCAGAAAAGCGCGUUAAUGACUUUAUAACGAGCCUUUAACGCUGUCUGCGAGCCGCUGGUCAGAUGAGCAGGCUACAGUGUGUCGGGACAUCCUCGAAAGUCCCCUCGAAGGAUGCAGAAGCUGCAAAACCAGGAAUCCUCAGCUUGAGAGGUGGCUGUACAAUUUCCACCUGUCUUAAUAAAACAGUCCUCAGAGAUGCACCAGAGAAUAAAUCAGUCCAGUCCCAAAAGCAGCCCCAGAAACCCAAACUGAGCUCUCGGCCAGAGGGACAUCAUCGGUCAGCGAUCACUGAGACAAGACGUGACAAAGGAAAUGUGGACAGAAACACAGUGGAUCCAGAGCCGGCGUCAGAAACUCCGAAUGCACAGCAGGAGAGCGGCUUUAAAAAGAUACAAGUCAAGCACAGAACAUCACGGAUCGAGACGUACACCAGUUUACAGGCUCCGUCGGCAGCAGACACGAGCACUCACAGGCCAGAAAAGUCACACAGAGCUGCUGCUCCUGUCAAUGCAGAACGGAAGACUGUAAGUUCAGAGUGUGUGCAGAAGAUGAAUGAACCAAUAGUCCAGCUGCCCCGUCACCCAGGACUGCCAAAGUGUGGAUCUGACCGAAGCACAACCGAGGCAGAGAGUGGAGAUGAAGAAGAGGAGUGUGAAGAAGAGGACAAGGACACGGCUGAUUUCCGUGCUCCCAUUGAGCUGCUUGCAGAGUUCCUAACUGCUGUGAUGGAAUCGAAGUACACACUCGCCAAGAAACUCUGCCAAAUGAUUCUUAUUUAUGAACCAGAAAACCCUGAGGCCAAGCACUUCCUUCCUCUAAUUGAAGAGAGACUACUGAUAGAAGAAACCCAGAAAUGCACCAGCAGUGAAGACAACACAUCUGAUGAUGAUGAUGAUGAUGAUGAUGAUGAUGAUGAAGAAAGCAGCAGUAGUAGUGGUAGUGAUGAUGAUGAUGAUGAUGAUGAUGAUGAUACAGGUACUGAUACAGAUGGAGAGAACAGCUGCUCAUCCUCAUCUGACAGAAAGGAGGAAGGCAUCAGCCAGCAGUGAAGGCCAUCUCCUAGGCAGCUGUCCAAACCUGUAUGAACAUUUUUGGGUUAUUACUGUAUUGUCCUUCACCACUCCUCAUCACAUUAUAUCCUUUAAUACUUUAAAAAUCAACCCACAACCAAAUUUAUUUAAACUUUUUUACACUUUUUUCAACAUAGGAAUGCAAAGUGUUGUUACACUGAAAGCUAUUACUUUCAGAAAAGUCCUUAUUUUAUAAUAAGAUUGUUAGAAAAGUCCUUAUACGAUUGACGAACUUUGAUAAGAUACUUUAAUAACUUUGAUGUUAACCUGUGAAAGAACAUUUUGUAACGUGUUGUUCUGUAAGUGCCAAGCAAUACUCAUUCAGAUAUACUACUCAAGACUGUGUAGCUAACAAUGCACACUAUGUAGUAUGUCUGAAAAGUAAUUGUGUAACAAUACUUGUUCAGUAUGGUACUAUGCAGUUUGGGACACAGCCCAAGACUUCAGAAAUUACAGAUAGCAUGCAUUACAAGUUUUCUGAGAAUAAAAUAACUUUAUUGUACACAUCAACAUUUCUGUCAGUUCCUGAGUACUGGAUGAAAGAGUGAAACGUCCGAACAAGAGCUUCCUGUGACUUCCUCUUGCAUAAAAAAUGAAUGUGUCACUAGCUAAGUGGCUAAAAUAUAAGAUGAAAAGGUUGCCAUUGUCCUCCAACAG